GUGAAGCGGAGAGGAGGAAGAUGGCGGCGGUCGGCCGCACGGUGGCGGGGACGGGGAGUCGCGCCGUGAAGCCCUUCCUGUCCCGGGACAUCAGCGAGGCCAAGCGGCGGGCGCGGGAGCUGUACCGGGCCUGGUACCGCGAGAUCCCCAACACAGUCCAUAUCUUCCAGUUGGAUAUCACAGUGAAACAGGGCCACGACAAACUGCGGGAGAUAUUCGCAAAGAACGCCCACGUGACCGACCCCAGGGUCUUAGACUUACUGGUGAUCAAGGGGAAGAUGGAGUUGGAGGAGACAACCAAAGUGUGGAAGCAGAAGACCCACGUGAUGCGCUUUUUCCACGAGACGGAGGUGCCGCGGCCCAAGGAUUUCCUCUCCCGGUUCUAUAACGGUCACAAUCCCUAACCUCCAGAUCUGUAAAUAUCUAAUAAUAAACACUGCAUUAACCC
Callorhinchus milii (elephant shark) is the source of this 448-nucleotide messenger RNA. It is a transcript of the gene ndufa6, whose product is annotated as NADH:ubiquinone oxidoreductase subunit A6. Gene Ontology annotation, biological process: response to oxidative stress. The record is from RefSeq and is marked provisional. NCBI's taxonomy places the organism in Eukaryota, Metazoa, Chordata, Chondrichthyes, Chimaeriformes, Callorhinchidae.